Messenger RNA from Aspergillus costaricaensis CBS 115574, 2574 nucleotides. RefSeq names its product sterol homeostasis protein ARV1. The record is from RefSeq and is a predicted model, not a curated record. Gene Ontology annotation, cellular component: cytoplasm. Gene Ontology annotation, molecular function: oxidoreductase activity. Bases 1 to 2574 code for a protein of 857 amino acids. Gene Ontology annotation, biological process: intracellular sterol transport. The transcript has 7 exons. NCBI's taxonomy places the organism in Eukaryota, Fungi, Ascomycota, Eurotiomycetes, Eurotiales, Aspergillaceae.
AUGGCUAAACCAUUCCCUGUUGAUCAUAGCUUGACAUCCUUCUGGCGGUCGGAACCCGAUCCCUUGGAUAACUUUCGCUCUACAGAGUCACUUCCAGAAACAAGUGACAUCGUUAUCAUAGGCGCCGGCUAUGCUGGAGCUUCGACUGCUUAUCACUGUCUCGAGCGCAGCCGACUCGUAUCAACAGAACAGCCUUCCAUUGUGAUCUUAGAAGCACGACAGGCAUGCUCGGGGGCUACGGGGCGCAAUGGCAAGUACUCAUCUGGCGGACUCUGCCGUGUAGGUGGUCACUUGAAGCCUGAUGUAUUCAACCGGAUUGGUAAUCUGGCCAAGGAGUACGGAUUAGAGGCGGCGGCUGAAGUCGCUGCGUUUGAGAUGGAGCAUGUCUCCGUUAUUGAAGAUCUGGUUAAGAAGGAGAAGAUCGAUUGCGACUUAGAGGUGAACCGAGUCUGCGAUAUACAGUUUGACAAAGACCAGCUUGCAAAGGUCAAGGCUGGUUAUGAUUAUCUUGUCUCUCAGGGUGUGGAAACAAUCAAGGAUGUCGGAUACACACCACCUGAAAUGGCAGAGACCGUAUCCGGUGUAAAGGGGGCCUUGGCUUGCUUCAACCAGCGUACCGCCCGACUUUGGCCGUAUAAAUUCAUUAUACAUCUCUUGAGGCAAGCUGUGUCAGCGGGAGUAAACCUUCAGACACACACGCCCGUCACGAAGGUGUCUGAAGUCCCGGAUGACGAAGGCCGAUGGAUGGUGACCACUGAUCGUGGCUCAAUCCGCGCCAAAUGGGUCGUCUUUUCUACCAACGCAUACACGUCGUCCAUUGCACCGGAGUACAAGGACAAGAUCAUCCCAGUGCGAGGAUUCUGCAGUCGCAUUGUGGUACCCAAUCCACCUCCAUCGCCGCUCGAACGCUCGUAUAUGCUGCGGUUCAAUGGCUGGCAUUAUGACUACCUCAUUCCCCGGCCGGAUGGAAGCAUCAUUGUAGGCGGAGCAAAGUCGACCUUCUAUUAUCAGGACCGAGAUAGCUGGUACAACAAUACCGACGACAGCCGAACGGUUGAGGCGGCAGUGCGGUAUUUCGACAACUAUAUGCAGAGACACUUCCAUGGAUGGGAGAACUCGGGAGCAUAUACAGACCGGGUCUGGUCAGGAAUUAUGGGCUAUAGCACGGAUUCGCUACCGCACGUCGGACAUGUUCCCAACAAGCCUGGGCAGCUCAUAGUUGCCGGCUUCACCGGACAUGGAAUGCCGCAGGUUUUUCUCUCCACCCGGGGUAUCGCACAGUUGAUUGUCGAGGGAGUCUCAUAUGAGCAGACGGGGCUGCCGCGUCUUUUCAAAACGACAACUGAGCGGUUGCAGAGCCAGCGGAACAACAUCCUACCCAUUCCUGUGCGGUUCGCGGACAAAUACGUCGAGCACGAUUUCGUUGUGAUCUUCAUUGAUCUCGUCCUUAUCAAGCCGCAGGUGUAUCGCCAUCUACUUUUCAAUCGGCUAGGGGGAGACGACAACCAGUUCGAUCGCUCCAUAAUCCGUCUUGGGAUUCUACUACUUCUAUUCGACGUCUACCUGACAUGGGCACGGAUUGAGAAAUCCCCAUCACUCGCAACUACCUUUCUUUCGCGCGCGCCUAUCAUCGUCCAAUACCUCUUCUUUCUGAGCCUAAAUGCGCUGGCGACUCUCGCCCACCACCUUACUAUCCGGCUUCUGGCAUCGAUCCUUGCUCCAACACCUCGCGGAUACACUGGCUCUUCUCAGCAUGGCAAUGCGACAGAAGCGCCUAUCUUCUCCAACCCCUCGACACCCAUACUCCCGUCAUUCCCAUCGCAGACCAACAACAGCCAAACACAGCUCUCGCCUACUCCAGCAUCGACACUAAGCCCACCGAAGCUCACCCCACAAGGCUCCUCCAACGAUGUAACAACAAUAGCCAGCGCUUCAGCCAGUGACAUCCACCAUCUCCCUCCCACAACGCCCCAAGGAUCUUUCACCUCCCUCCCACCACCUCUCCGACGUGCCUCCACCGCCCCAGCCCAAAGCAUCAGACCCCUUCCGCCCCCCUCGCCAGCCAGUCCAACCGCCAUCAGCACCGCCUUGCUCGUCAGCAGUUGCGCGAAGCUCUUCCCAAUCCUCCUCGUCAUCUGGGGUCCUGACGGCAGCGGAAAUGCGUCCAAUGUCUCCGGGUCCAACAACACCUUUCUCAGCGCCGGCAGCCAAACAACCAUCAUACAACAGACAUUGGAUGGCAACGGCAUCGGCCCUGCAGCGACUCUCACCGCAGCUCAUCCGACUGCAUCAGGGACUUCUUCCCUACCUGGCUCGUCCUCGCUACUGGAAAGUCUUAUCAGGAUCAUGCCCGAGUCUGUACCUACCAGCUAUCUAGCCAGCUUUAUUGACCUGCUUGGGCCGCUGCUCUCACUGGGCGCGGCGGACACGCAUCUCGUGCUGCUGAGCAAUAUCGAAGCAUUGUAUAUCCUGCUUGGAUGCGGGUAUCUGCGCGCGGUGGCACUGGCGGUGGCGGGUUUGGCCGCUCGGUGGACUGUACAGAGGGUAAUAUUGGGGGCAGUUGGGGUUGGUUAA